AUGGCUACGGCAACACUCAAACGACCCCGGGAGGCUGUCGAGCAAGACGCUCGAUCAAGAGGACAGGGAGGAGCAAGUCAGGAGCCGGCGCAGAAGAAGCGCAACGUCCAGCAGAAUGGCAAACGGGACCUGGACCACGGCUUGCAGACUGAGACCGAGCCACAACUGGAGAAGAUCCGGAAAACGCAAGUGACUACCGCCCUAGAUGAAGAUAUCGUGGUCCAGAUCGUAGCUGGCUCCUACGAGCGCGUGCUCCACGGUGUCACUGCGCGGAUUCCAACAUCGCUGCUCGAACCGAACGCAAAGCCCGACCAACCCAACGGCACCAGCAAAGAUGGAACCAAACCCCCCGUAACCUUCUCCAACACCUUCCUCUUCGCCGCUCACACCUCGUCCCUCCGCUGCCUGGCACUCUCGCCGCCCACUGAGAAUAACAAACGCCUACUCGCCACCGGGUCUUCAGACGAGCGAAUAAACCUCUACUCCCUCUCCACCAUUCCACCUCAGCCCAAAGCUGCCUCCGCCAAACCAUCUUCGCUACUUCCAGCCUCCACCAACUCCGUCAAUCCUUUGAACCGUCCGCUAGGCUCUCUAACCCACCACUCGCGCCCUCUAACGACCCUCUCCUUCCCCAGCAAAUCCAAACUCUUCUCCUCGGCCGACGACAAUACUGUCGCCAUCACUCGCACCCGAGACUGGACUCUUCUCUCCACCAUCAAAGCGCCAGUACCGAAGCCGCUUGGACGGCCGUCGGGCGACACGCUGGCGCCUGGAGAGGUUCCCGCCGGUGUGAACGACUUCGCAGUACAUCCCAGUCAGAAACUCGCCAUCUCGGUUGGAAGGGGCGAGAAAUGUAUGCGCCUUUGGAACUUAAUGACAGGGAAGAAGGCAGGGGUGCUGCAGUUUGAGCGAAGUCUGUUGGAGCAGGCGGGGGAGGGAAAGUGGGGGACUGGUGAGGGGCGGAAGGUGCUUUGGCGGGAGGAUGGAGAGGCUUUUGUGGUUGGAUUCGAGAGAGGUGCGGUGGUCUUCGGUGUCGAUUCGCAGGCGAGAGCGGUCAUCAGGCCGGAGCCAGCAAGGACGAAAGUGCAUCAGAUGAGGUUCUUGCCAGGGUCUGGGGUACUGGCUAUCUCAGCUGAAGAUGGACGGGUGCUGUUCUACGACGUCGACCAAGCGAGCGCAAUGGCAGACGGGAAAGAUCUGCCUCACCUCCCAUGCCUCGCCCAACUCGACGGCCGAGAAGCAGGAGUGACGAACCGCAUCAAAGACUUCGACGUUCUUUCGCUACCUGCGAUACCUUCUUUACCAACACCUCCACUCCUUCUCGUCACAGCGAGUUCUGACGGCGCUAUUCGGCUCUGGAGCCUCUAUGACCACGCGGCGUUGGCCGCUGAGCCGACACGGGACGGCGACGCUGCCUCCAAACCAAAGCAGGUUGGUCAGCUGCUUGGGGUACUUGAGACUGGAAACCGGAUUACUUGCUUGGGGGCUUUUGUCAUGGAUGGGAAGUCGAAGGUCGGAGGUGAGAAAGGGGGUGCGGAUGUUGAUGGGGGCGAGGGACUUGAGGAUGGUGGUGGUUCUGAAGUAGAACAGGACAUCAGCGCUAGUGAGGAAGAUAUAGAAGAUGGCGAAGAGGAGGAGUUCGCAGGACUGGAUGACUGA
Messenger RNA from Saxophila tyrrhenica, 1659 nucleotides. It is a transcript of the gene MAK11, whose product is annotated as Protein mak11. Lineage: Eukaryota; Fungi; Ascomycota; Dothideomycetes; Mycosphaerellales; Extremaceae. The coding region runs from base 1 to 1659 and encodes 552 amino acids. The record is from RefSeq and is a predicted model, not a curated record. Gene Ontology annotation, molecular function: protein binding. The transcript has a single exon.